AUGGACGGAGAGGAACCCGAAGGAGGCUACGCCGAAGUGGGGAGUCUCCUUCGGGGAGAAAAGAAUAUUGAAGAAAGAAAGAUAAAUAUAUUUCUUUCUUUCUUUCUUUCUUUCUUUCUUUCUUUCUUUCUCCCUUUCACUUCACUUUAUCAUUUUUUUCUCUCUUUCAACUUCUACCUUUUUCUGAUUUUCUUUUUCGUCUUUUUACUAUUUUUCUCACUUCCUCUCCCUCUCCAUUUCCCUAUCAUUUUCUCUCGUUUUUUUUUUCGUCUCUUUCAUCCUCUCAGUCACGCUGGUUCUUUUUCCUUAUCAGACUUUUACUCACGAUUUCUCCCUUCUUUCAUUUUCUUUUUUUUUUUUCCUUAUUUCUUAAUUGUAAUUGUCCUUCUCUCUCUCUCUCUUUCGCUCUCCCUCUCUCUCUAUCUCACCGUCUGUCUCUUAAUCCUCUUCUCUUACUUUCUACAUUUUACACCCUCACACUUCACUUACUUUUUUUCAUUUUCUUUUCUCGUUUUCCAUCGUUCUUCGAUUAAUUCUCUAUCUAUCUACCUAUCUAUCUAUUUCAGGCUGUUCAUCUCUCUCUCUCUCUCUCUCUCUCUCUCUCUCUCUCUCUUUAUCUAUCCGUCUAUUUAUUUCAGGCUGUUCAUAUCUAUCUAUCUAUCUAUCUAUCUAUUCUGUUCAUAUCUAUCUAUCUAUCUGUUUCGGUCUUAUUUUCCUUUUAAUUCUCUAUUUCUUUCUUUCUUUCUCCUGACUUUCCUCUUUCUUUUCACUCCCUUUCUCACUAUAUUCAUUGUUUCUGUCUCUUUCCUAAAUGAUAUUGAUUCACAGCCAGUUCUAUUUCUCAAUUACGUUCGUUUUUUCUCUCUUUUUCUUUCCUCGUCAUAUUUUCACCCUCUCUAA
Molecule: messenger RNA, 900 nt
Organism: Acanthosepion pharaonis
Lineage: Eukaryota; Metazoa; Mollusca; Cephalopoda; Sepiida; Sepiidae
Source: the annotation of a GenBank genome assembly